AUGGCUAGCCGUGCACGACGCCAACAACCCGGGAGUCGCCCUGAGUUUCCGUGGUAUUCUUUUCCUAGGACUGUUGGGCCCGAGAUUUACGCAAGAUGGAAUGCAAAACUUGACUGGAUGAAGAAGCGAAAAGUCCAUGUUCCUGUAGUUGUAGAUUGGCACUGGAUUGGACAAACCGGGUUAAUGGAGGGAAUUGAGCCAUACUUGGACAAAGCAUUCAAUAGCAUUCAUGGGCCGUUUGUUUGUAUGGGGUGGAGACGGCUAUUUGAAAUUCAGGAAGGCGUGUAUAAGGAGUUAGUCGUCGAGUUUCUGGCCACGGUUUAUUUUGCACGGAAGGAUGGUAUUUUUGUUGAAGACAACCUUUCUUUUUGCCUUGGUGGAAAAAGGCGUACCUUAAGCCUUGCUGAUUUUACGCUAAGGACGCAUAUUUAUCUUCCAUCUGAGGUCCAUUCCGAAGCUUAUGAACAAUAUAUUGCUAGAUGUAUUCAGAUUACCAAGGGGUUCAAAGCGGAAACACAUUGGAAUGAAAUAGAAAAUGGUGCUUAUGAUAAGGGGACUACGCAAGAAAUUGACAUUCGCUCUCCUCUUCAUCGUCUUUUGCACCGGCUUAUCACAAACACCAUUAAUCAGAGACAGGAGGGGGACAAGUGUCCAACAAUAUACGUGUUUUUCUUAUGGGCUCUUAUCACCCCCGAUGUUUAUGUGGACUUACGAUCCUUGUUGGCGGAUUUUCUUGUGGCCCGAGCAGGAAAGGAUAGGUUAGGUUCUCCUAUUUACGGGGGUAUGUUGAUCACUCGACUUGCAUGUUAUUUUGGAAUCCUUGAUAAGCGCGAGGCCGUGUUUUUGACUGUGGAGUCCCAUAAGCCUUUCUCUACACUAUUUUAUAAGAGGGCAGAUAUCGAUGUUGAUCAUGGGAUGGGUGGUUUUGCUAUUCCUGACGAUACUCCACGAGGCCGAGUCCCGAGGCGGGUAAGACAAAGAAGGGAGACUGAAGAAGAAGAACCACCAUUUGUACCAACCGAUGACGAGCUACCCAUGGAUCCCUAUAGAAUUUCAAGGAGGAGGUUUGAUGAUAAUUUGGCAAGGAGUGCCAACUACACCAAAAAGUUCAUUUUCCUCCUGCUUACCCAUACGCACCGAGUUGGGAGGAAUUGUGGAGAGAGCAACGCGGUGGAGCGGGCGGUAGUGGAGGAGGAAGUGAUGAUGGAGAUGAUGAAUAAUGAGCGUUCUAUCCUUUUAUUUUAG
Molecule: messenger RNA, 1245 nt
Organism: Lactuca virosa
Lineage: Eukaryota; Viridiplantae; Streptophyta; Magnoliopsida; Asterales; Asteraceae
Source: the annotation of a GenBank genome assembly